Molecule: messenger RNA, 3592 nt
Organism: Rhea pennata
Lineage: Eukaryota; Metazoa; Chordata; Aves; Rheiformes; Rheidae
Product: tRNA selenocysteine 1-associated protein 1-like
Exons: 10
Coding region: 276-1343 (355 amino acids)
Biological process (GO): selenocysteine incorporation
Cellular component (GO): nucleus
Molecular function (GO): tRNA binding
Source: RefSeq, a predicted model, not a curated record
GAGGGGAGAAGAAGGCCUCGCCUCCCGCUGCGCCGCGGCCCUUCCGCCGGGCUAAGUGGCUUAUAAAAAAAUGCGUCACGGCGCGGCGCGUUUUGGGCCUGGGCCUGCCGGCAGCUCGCUGCGCCGCCUGGAAGCGCGCCGAGGCGGUUCUCCAUGGUGCUGGGGCCCCUGGUGUCGGCGAAAUUGCACCAGAAGGGGACGGCUUGUUCUUCCCUGAGGCUGGAUGAGCUGAUUUCCCUCAAGUGCCUUUAUUCGUGGAUGGCUUUAUCUAGCCUAUGAAAAGAUCAAGCAGUCAAGAUCAGGAGGAGGAAGAAUACAAAAAAAAAAACGCUGUUGUGCUUAAAAGUCAGAUAACUGACCAAGAAGCUGUUGCAUCACUUUUUGCUAUAGUGUUGCUUUGUGUGUGUGGCAUCUCCUGUCUGCGCAAAGAACAAGUGCUGAAGGAUUGCAAUAAACUACCUGUCUUAAGCAAGAGAGCCGUACAACUUUGCAACCCUGGCGAACCAGGCGUUUUCCCCAGAGGCUGCUUUCCCUCAUGGGAGGCGGAGGGAGAAAUGGGACCCCAGGCUUCUUUCAAGGGCAAGCAGGAUUUGGGAAAAAACAAAAGAGAAUGCCUCCAGGCCUAUAGCUGGUGGAGAGGACCACAGAAAAAACGAAAGAAAAAGAACAAAAUAAAACCCGGAAGAAUAGAGUUUGUUAGUAGUUCAAGCAGACCGGAUUAUUCAAUAUUUGUUGGGGAGCUCACCCCAGAAGUGGAUGACUUCCAGCUCUAUGACUAUUUCCUGAAGAGGUACCCUUCAUGUAUUGACUGCAAGAUAGCAACGGAUCUACUGGGAUAUUCCAGAGGGUAUGCCUUUGUCAGAUUUGGUGAACAAGGUGAUCAGAUGAGGGCACUGCAAGACUGCCAGAAUGCGCCAGGUCUGGGGGGAAAACGAAUUCGGCUGAGCAUAGGAAUUUCUAAAAGGCUGAAAGCAGAAUUCCAGCGGUACCAGUCGUAUAACUAUAAUGAUUAUUACCAAGAUUAUCAGAACUACUACUCGCAGUGGAAUUAUGAUCCUUAUGCUGACUACAACUAUAGCUCCUAUGCUCCCUAUGAUAGCAUGCAGGCUGUUGGAGACUGCUCUUUAGGAGAUGCUGUUAUGGCUCCAGCUGUUUUUGAGGAGACUUCAGCUAUGGCUGAAAUCAAUGAUGACCUAAUAAUUGAAGAUCCACAACUUCACUUGGAUAUUGAUGAGAUGAACAGACAAUUUAUGGAGACAAGUGAAGAACUCUAUGAUUCACUCAUGAAUUGUCACUGGCAACCUCUGGAUACGGUCACUUCUGACAUCCCCUUUGCUAUUUAAGUGUCUUAUAUAGCAUGACCGUUAUGACCAAGGUGCUAAAACUACAUUUCUUCUACAUUACUAUAGAUCAUAAGUUUUAAAGCACAAUGAUAAGUUGGUUUUUUUUUUUGCUAUGCUUUUGACAGAUUCUGUAAUCUUUUGUUCAUCACUCUACUCUUGGAGCAUCUUGAAAUCAUGUAAAUAUUCUAGAAAUGUAAAGAGUUAAAUGGGGUCUAAAGAUAGACUUGCCUGUGUAAAUAAAAUUUUGUUUCUGCAAACCUGCCAGCAAGGGAUUUUACUCAUACAUGUGUGCAGCACAUUCUCUUCUGGCUUAGAGAAUUUAAUUGGAGUGCUUCAUCUGUUGUUGACUUGGAAUAGGCAUCAGGCCAUGAACAAAACCCAGCUCUUCUAGUUUUUGAGGUUUCAUAGAUAAUUAUUUUUACAAGCACUUAAUGUGCUUACUUAGAUAAAAAUAUAUUCAGGAGAUGGUUCUAGGGUUUGCUAUGGGGACACUCAUGCCUGCUGUUCCUUCUGUAGUCUGUUGGAGCUAACUAUGCUACUGUUGAGACUUGAUGGUCAGUUAAAACUACUUUGUAAGUAUGGCUUAUUAAAAAGAAGUGCUAACUUUGGGGUGCCACAGCUGCAAGUAUUCCAUGAGCUGAGGUUGUUCUCAGAUGACCAUCUAUGCCCCAGUAUACUACUACUCCCUAAAGUCUCCUGCCCCUCCUCCUAUAGCCUUCUCAGCUUAUGUUUUAUAACAAACUACUGUAACAUUCUUAAACCUAAAAAUUCAUGGAGGAAAUGAUUUUCUCAUUUAAAGGAGGAAAAAUAACCCCGCUACCAACAACAGAAAACCCAUUAACAACUUCUUGUGCCUUUGGUGUAAAUAAGUUGCACAACUGGUUGAGUCUUCCUGCUGAUCGGACUCUGGGGGCCAACAUCAGGGGUCUUCUUUCUAAGAGAAGGUUGUAAGAUCUUUCUGAAGUAGGAUGCCAGUCUUCAGUGUUGGAGUAAGAGAGAUGAUAACGAGCAGAGUGCUGCUUCAUUAGACAGCCACCUCUUACCAUAGCUUUCCUUACUGCUAAACUGCCUUCAUCUUGAAAGGCAUGAAGUGUUUUGUAGUCACAGACUGCUUAAUAGUAUACAAGCAAAAGUAUUCACUACUCAACAACUUGUAGUAAUAACUUAGGCUGGAAGCAGAAUUUAUUUAGUGUAAGUAAUAGCUGCUGAAGCAACUAGAACCACUAGAACUAGCAACUAAGACACUUGUCACAUGGCUACUGACGUGUGUUUUGGGGAAAAUCUAAAACAACUGUUAGCAGAUGCAGGAAUCCAUUUCUUUGGCCUUUUAAUGACAUUAUUAAUGUCAGUGAAGUUACUUGUAGGAACAGUCAUAAGGCAGAGAACUUCAUGUAGGCAGGGGGAGCAGCACCACAAUGUCAGCAAUUGCUGCCUUGCUUUGAGGAGAGCUAGUUCCUGGGAAGGGGGAUUUGGACAAUUCCCUUACGCAAACUGAUGAGCCUCUGGUGGUGGCGGGGAGCAUAUUUAUGAGAAUUUAAUGGAAUGUGGAAGUAAAAUAGAUGGAGCAAAGAACCUGAUUGGGUGGGAAAGAGGUAGCCUGUUAUCCAUAGAUGGGAGUUGUUUUAGGAGGCUGAGGUAGGGGAGGGGAGAACUGUAAAGAUGGUAAAGCUGUAAAGAUGCGGGCUCCUUGAAUUUGAAUGGGAGCGUGAAAGCUUUCAAAGCUUAGAAGAAAUGUUGAUGGCAACUUCGGUGUGUAGCUGUGGUUCUUGACCUUAGUAGUAAGAGCUGACCUACUACACAAAGGAUUUUGAAGCUGGUAGGUACUGUCAACAUGAGUAGCAAGGGUACGUAGAAAGGAUAGCAGGCAGUGUCCAGCUCUGUGCCUGAGUUACACGCUGCUUGAAGUGGCUUGCAUAGCACCACUUAACACUGCACUUAUGUUGCAGCAAGUGAUCUGUGGAAAUCUUUUGUGCUAUUGAUUAAAAAUGUGAUAAGAAUAAGAAUGUGUUGGCCCAGAAGAAACAUUAGCUGAUUGCUGUAGAGUGUCUGCUGAAUUUUGGCCAUUGAGAAUUCUGCUCACAAUGUGUAAACUAUGGGAGGCUAUGUUUUGGGGCCCAAGUAGCUAUGUGAUUUCACUUAGUCUGACAAUGUGGUAGUGACAGCACCAUACUAUAUGAACCUUAGUAGUGUUAGUCAGUAGCUACUACCUUCAUGCAAUUUUCCCUUGUUAAUAAAGUCGCUACACUCUA